GGUAGGCCUCUUCCUUUCCGGCGUUGGGCGCCAUCGGGGCCGGGUACGUCAGUGCUCGGCUGGCCUUCCAUCCGCUCCCAUCCCCGCUCCUUGCUGGUUAUCCGCCCGCCUCGCUGCCGGCCCUGCGCGGUAACCAAACAUGGGUGCCUACAAGUACAUCCAGGAGCUAUGGAGGAAAAAGCAGUCAGAUGUGAUGCGUUUCCUCCUUCGUGUCCGCUGCUGGCAGUACCGCCAGCUGUCUGCCUUGCAUCGUGCUCCUCGACCAACCAGGCCAGACAAAGCUCGCAGGCUGGGAUAUAAGGCCAAGCAAGGUUAUGUUAUCUACCGUGUCCGUGUUCGCCGUGGUGGUCGUAAGCGCCCUGUCCCAAAAGGUGCAACCUAUGGGAAACCUGUGCAUCACGGUGUCAACCAGCUGAAGUUUGCCCGCAGUCUUCAGUCUGUAGCAGAGGAGCGUGCUGGCCGUCACUGUGGGGCUCUGAGAGUCCUCAACUCCUAUUGGGUGGGUGAAGAUUCCACUUACAAGUUUUUCGAGGUGAUCCUGAUUGAUCCCUUCCACAAGGCCAUCAGGCGCAACCCUGAUACUCAGUGGAUCACCAAGCCCGUUCACAAGCACAGAGAGAUGCGUGGGCUGACGUCAGCUGGGAGGAAGAGCCGUGGUCUGGGCAAGGGCCACAAAUUCCAUCACACCAUUGGUGGCUCGCGUCGUGCUGCCUGGAGAAGGCGCAAUACCCUGCAGCUGCACCGCUACCGCUAAUUCUUGUAAACACAGCAGUCUAAUAAAGCUGAUGCGGGUUGUUGAAUUUAA
This is a messenger RNA of Numida meleagris (helmeted guineafowl), 805 nucleotides long. RefSeq names its product ribosomal protein L15 (gene RPL15). Gene Ontology annotation, biological process: cytoplasmic translation. The transcript has 4 exons. The record is from RefSeq and is a predicted model, not a curated record. Lineage: Eukaryota; Metazoa; Chordata; Aves; Galliformes; Numididae. Gene Ontology annotation, cellular component: ribosome; cytosolic large ribosomal subunit. Gene Ontology annotation, molecular function: RNA binding; structural constituent of ribosome. Bases 140 to 754 code for a protein of 204 amino acids.